GGAAAGGGGAGGGACUCCGAUAAGUCAGGGGCGCUGCUGCUCCUCUUCCCCACUGAGCUGCGGCGCUGCUGCGUUUUAAACCUAAAAAUAAAAACAGACCUUUAUAUUCAGAGAUUUUAGACGAAGAUGCCGCGUUACAAACCGGAACGAUUUAUCUGAUCGUUUAUUUAAUUCGUUUAAAUGCGUUGCUUCAGAUCCAGACCGGCCUGAUGUGAUCUGCGCGCCGUGGGAUGCGCAGAGGAGGAAGAGGAGGAAAAGAAAAAAACAAGAAGCCUGUAGCGCAGGCUAACGGCAGCAGGGAUCAUUGCUGCAAGUUUGGCUCCGUGAACUUUGUCACAGUUCGGAGGCAUGUCCAACCCGCUGCUGCUGCGGGGGAGCAGAGCCGCAGCCGCGCUUAUCGGCCGGAGGCGCGCAGGAGGGACCGACGGGCUUCCUGGAGUUCGCCCCGCGGUUCAGAGGCGCUUCAUCAUCGACACGUCCUACUCGACGCACUUCAUGGAUUUCAAAGGCUCCUCCAUACCGAGCAGCAUGAAGAAGCUGGUGGUCACCAAGCUCAGCCAGGAUUUCAGAGAGGCCGUGACCGUGCGCACCGUGCCCGUCCCCACGCCCGGAGACGCAGAGCUCCUCGUCAGGAAUCGCUUUGUGGGAAUCAACGCCUCUGAUAUCAACUACUCUGCAGGCCGCUAUGACCCCUCAGUGAAGCCCCCCUUUGGCGCUGGCUUUGAGGGAAUUGGUGAGGUGGUCGGCCUUGGCCUCAGCGCCAGCUCUCGUUACACCGUCGGUGACACGGUGGCUUACUUCGGCAGCGGCGGAGCUUUCGCGGAGUACACAGUGAUACCCGCGAAGGAGGGUGUUCCCGUUCCCUGUGUGAAGCCGGAGUUUCUCACCCUGCUGGUGAGCGGCGCCACGGCCUACAUCGCCUUGAAGCGCCUGGGCGACCUGGCUAAAGGAGAGACCGUCCUGGUCACGGCGGCUGCCGGAGGAACCGGACAGUUCGCCGUACAGUUCGCCAAGCGAGCCGGCUGCCACGUCAUUGGCACGUGUUCGUCUGAUGAGAAAGCUGGCUUCCUCAAAUCCAUCGGCUGCGACAGGCCAAUCAACUACUCCACAGAAGAUCUCGCCAAGACACUGAGGAAGGAGUACCCGAAGGGCGUAGACGUGGUGUACGAGUCGGUGGGAGGAAGUGUCCUGGAGCUCGCUGUGAACAGCCUGGCCAAUAAGGGCAGACUGAUAGUGAUCGGCUUCAUUUCAGGCUACCAGACUGCGUCGGGUAUCGCUCCUUUCAAAGGAGGGACUCUGCCGGUCAAGCUGCUCCAGAAGUCUGCCAGCAUGAGGGGUUUCUUUUUGCCACACUUCAUCGGGGACUACAAGGAGGCCCUGAGCAGCAUGAUGCAGAUGUUUGCCAAAGGGGAGCUGGUGUGUGAGGUGGAUUGUGGGGAUAUGGCAGAAGAAGGAAGAUUUGUGGGCGUUGAGUCGAUUUUCAGGGCAGUGGACUACAUGUAUGCAGGGAGAAAUCUAGGCAAGGUGGUGGUGGAGGUGGCACCUCCGACUGCUGAUAAAAGCAAACUGUGAUUUACCUCAAAGAUGUUGCACUAAAAUCAGAUCAAUCUGUGAUUAACCUCAUGUGGCCUUAGAGUUUAAAUUCUAUUAUUAUAGGAUCUUUAUUAUAAAAAUGAUUAAUAAACAUAUUUUUAAUUAUAAAAU
This is a messenger RNA of Cyprinodon tularosa, 1704 nucleotides long. Its product is annotated as prostaglandin reductase 3-like. Gene Ontology annotation, cellular component: mitochondrion. Lineage: Eukaryota; Metazoa; Chordata; Actinopteri; Cyprinodontiformes; Cyprinodontidae. The transcript has 2 exons. Bases 349 to 1572 code for a protein of 407 amino acids. The record is from RefSeq and is a predicted model, not a curated record. Gene Ontology annotation, molecular function: zinc ion binding; oxidoreductase activity.